Laccaria bicolor S238N-H82 is the source of this 747-nucleotide messenger RNA. RefSeq lists its product as uncharacterized. The record is from RefSeq and is a predicted model, not a curated record. Bases 1 to 747 code for a protein of 248 amino acids. Lineage: Eukaryota; Fungi; Basidiomycota; Agaricomycetes; Agaricales; Hydnangiaceae. The transcript is spliced from 2 exons.
AUGGCACCAGGCUUCCUCGCCGUCUUCUCCGAACCAGGCACUAACGUCUCUCUCGAAGAGUUCCAAGACUGGUACAACAACGAACACAUCCCCCUCCGCCUACACCACCUCCCCUCCUUCCUCACCGGCGCCCGCUUCUCCUCUUCCGACUCCAAAACACCGCGAUGGCUCGCAUUAUACGACAUCACCUCCACCUCCACCUUUUCCGAUGAAUCGUACACCAGCCUACGCACCUCCCGGAGUCAGCGAGAAGCGGAUAUAGUAGCGAGGUUGGAGGUGCUUGAUAGGAGGACGUGUGUCCUGCUUGCGGAUUCGGGGCAGAGUGGUGUGACGACGAGUUUGGGGGCGGAGAGGCCGACGCUGUUUUUGUGUACGCAUGGGUUGGAGUUGGAUGUGGGGGAGGAGGAUGAAGAGGCGAGGGGAUGGGCUGAGCGGAGUUUUGGAGAGCUUGGGAGGAAUGUGGAUGGGUGGGUUCGGACGAGGGUUUUCAAGGUUCUUGAUCAUGGGACGGCGGCGAAGGUGUCCCCGUAUUUCGUUGUUCAUGGUGCGUCCAGUGAUUCGGAGAGAGUUGUUGUUCGUUGCAUUGACCUGGGUGUAUGCGCAGAAUUCAUGUUCCCAGAUGUGUCUUUAAACACGACGUUCAGAGAGGUGGUGGACAAGCCGUUUGUGAGCGAGCUUAGAGAGUGGGUGCUUUACAAGGCCUAUCCGUCCAUCGCCCAGGGGAAUCUGGGGGCCGAUGCAAAAUGA